Messenger RNA from Osmia lignaria (orchard mason bee), 2766 nucleotides. Lineage: Eukaryota; Metazoa; Arthropoda; Insecta; Hymenoptera; Megachilidae. The record is from RefSeq and is a predicted model, not a curated record.
CAAAGUUCGACGAUCUGAAAAGCGUGGGUGUGUCGUGAUUUGUCUCGCGAUGGAAACAGAAUGCAAAUCGCAGGAUCAGGAUAAUCUCUACGAAGCUUACAACGCGGAGCAAACGGAAACCAAUCUUCCGAGUCUUGAUGCGUUGUUAGCGGAUUUACAAAACACGGUGUCAUCGGAGGGCAAUCAUGUCGGUAGUAAUGCAACUCCUGGUUACGGAUCAUUGAACGGGGCACGAACCACUGCAUACAGAUCCUACGAUAAUCGAACUUCCCCUCUUCCCUCACAAUCGCCGACUUAUCAAAACCGAGAAGCAAUAGAGGAGAGCAUCGCUAGAAGCAGCAGCGGAGGGAAGAUGCCGUCUCUGAACAACAAUCUUUCAGAGUUGGACACUCUUCUCCAAGAUUUAAGUAACGCUCGCUACAACGCCCACUAUCAGGAAAGAGAGACCCGCGUAUCCUCCGCAGGAAUAAACGGAGACUCUAGUCCGAUGCUUCGUUCUCCGAGCAGUAUGUCAGCCUCCAGACCCACCGUCGAUUCCUUACUCGAGGAAUUAAGCACCGCGGUACCGAACGGGGAUUAUCCGACGGAUGGAAAGGUGAAAGUGACCAUACAGGAGACGUCGACGGAGAUUCAACCUGUGUACGAUGGUUAUCCUUCCAGAGUACAUGGUUCGUUGAAUCGUAGCGAGGUGCAAAGGGGAUACACGAAUGGUCACACGGCUAGCAACGCUACCAAGGAACUGGACGACUUAAUGGCUUCUCUGUCCGAAUUCAAGAUCAACAGCGGAUCCCAUCAGCACCAGACGGUGACAGACUCUCCGUACGCGAAGCCGAACAAAGCGACGAAGAGUUCGCAGAGCCCGCAGCCACCCGAAGGCGCGCAAACUCGAAUUCAUAUCACAGAGACCCACGCGACGCAUCAUUAUCAGCAGCAACACGGGGAGCCGUAUCCAAGCCAGCCAGCGGCUCAGACGAAACAGAAUCAGUUGGAUUCUAUGCUAGGAAACCUACAAGCAGACAUGAGCCGUCAAGGUGUGAACACUACUCAGAAGGGCUGCUGCAGCGCCUGCGAGAAGCCUAUCGUCGGACAAGUGAUCACCGCGCUAGGAAAGACCUGGCACCCGGAACACUUCACUUGCACCCACUGCAAUCAGGAAUUAGGAACACGGAACUUCUUCGAGAGGGAGGGACACCCGUACUGCGAGCCGGAUUAUCAUAAUCUAUUCUCGCCUCGUUGUGCCUACUGUAACGGUCCCAUUCUGGACAAAUGCGUAACCGCUCUGGAAAAAACUUGGCACACCGAGCACUUCUUCUGCGCUCAGUGUGGCAAACAAUUCGGCGAGGAGGGAUUCCACGAGCGGGACGGCAAGCCUUACUGCAGAGAGGAUUACUUUGACAUGUUCGCACCGAAAUGCGGCGGCUGCAAUCGUGCCAUCAUGGAGAAUUACAUAUCCGCCCUGAACAGUCAGUGGCACCCGGAUUGUUUCGUUUGCAGGGAUUGUAAGAAGCCAGUUUCUGGAAAGUCGUUUUAUGCUAUGGAGGGCAAACCCGUUUGCCCGAAAUGCGUUGGCGUCGAUGACGACGAAGAAGAAGAAGAAGAAGAAGAUUGUAGACAAAAGUUUCAAGGAGGGUCAUUCUUUGAUCACGAAGGUUUACCUUACUGCGAGACCCAUUAUCAUGCUAAGAGGGGAUCCUUGUGUGCAGGAUGUCAUAAACCGAUUACAGGUCGUUGCAUAACUGCAAUGUUCCGGAAAUUCCAUCCAGAACAUUUUGUAUGCGCGUUUUGCUUGAAACAAUUGAACAAAGGUACAUUCAAAGAACAGAAUGAUAAACCUUAUUGCCAUGGAUGUUUCGACAAACUGUUCGGCUAAGGUUUUACCGGAAAGUAUUUGUAUUUCUAAUACAUAUAACAACGAACGAGCUGUUUCGCUUGGUAUUACUUACCGUUUUAUAGACAGCAGUACGUCUAUAUCUAUAGGGCAUGUAAUCGUUUUAGUCGUUAUGCAAAAGUACGUGUAAUUUCACGAUCCAAGCUUAUUGAUUACGAAUCGAAACAGCCUUUAGAAAUUUUUACAGAUCUUAACAUUGAAUAUGGUGCAACAAUUCAAUUAUCAUGUAUCGACAUCUUAUCCCAACGAUAAGGUAAUAGAUUAUUUACAGUCAUCGUUAUCUUCCAUUGUCCUUAAUAAGGACUCGUUGCUAAUAUUUUCAUGCAUAUUUUGUAUUAUGUACUUUAAUCAUUGACCAUACAGUUUAAGGAAUAAUAAAAGGUGCUAACUCGUAGCUUACUUUUACUAAUAAUGUAUUUGUUAAGAGAUUACAUAUACAAGGUAUUUGGCUAUAGGUUGGCAUCGUUUGAGCAACUUUUUCCUUUACCAAAAUGCUGAUUGAGGCAUAGUUUUUGAAUUAUUAAUGAAAAAUACCCCGCAAUCAGAGCGCGCAUAGUGCGCAGGCGCGAUCUCGUUAGUGCGCAGGCGCGACCUCGGUAGUGUCAGCUAUGAACUAACGCACCGAAUAGUUUGUCCGUGACCAAAAUGGCGGGAGCGGUUGUCGUAUCGUCGUAUCUUACACUCCUGCAACUGAGCCUACGCAUUUUAAUUAAUAAUUCAAAAACUAAGUCUUAACGAGGGUCAAAAGAUGCUCACCUGUAACCAAACACCUUGUAAGUACAUUCGAGUAUGACAGCUGCCACUUGAAAAACAUUUAUGUGUGAAAUUUGGUAUGUUGUCAAAUAUGAAACAAUUCUUAUAUUAAAUUUGAUACAAAA